Messenger RNA from Canis lupus familiaris (dog), 1155 nucleotides. RefSeq names its product basic proline-rich protein-like. The coding region runs from base 1 to 1155 and encodes 384 amino acids. The transcript is spliced from 3 exons. The record is from RefSeq and is a predicted model, not a curated record. NCBI's taxonomy places the organism in Eukaryota, Metazoa, Chordata, Mammalia, Carnivora, Canidae.
AUGGAACAGGAGGUCUCCUGGAUUGUCAACACAAGGGGAGAUUCUCGCGGGCCUGAAAAUGUCCACCGACCGAAUCGAAUUCCAGCUAGUUUUCCUUUUGAUGGUUUCCCCGUCAACCCCUUCCUCUCCCGAGUUCCUCCCGACUCUACAGAAGGGGCCGGGGGAGAGACCCGGGACUUCCCAGAAAGUGGACGCCCCCCCGAGGGGCCGCCCGCGCCGCCCCCGCCGCCCGCGCCGCCCGCACACCUGGAGCGCGGCGGGGGCCCGGGAGGGGACGCCCGCUCCUCCCCGCCGUCCGCCGCCGUCCGGCGUCCCACACGGCAAGAAGAGCCCCCCGGGCCGCCAGCGCUCCCGUCCCUUCCCCUCCCGGCGGCCGCGGGGCCCAAAUCGAGGCUCCCCGGCCUAAAAGUGCCUCCGCCGCGAAACGGCGCGAACCGGCCCAGUCACUCGAGGCGCUCCACACGCCCGCGGGCCGCCCCGCCCCGCCCCGCCCCCGCCCUGCCCCGCCGCGCGCCCAGGCCCCGCUCCGCCCCCCGCCCCCCGCCCCCCCACCGGGGCGCGCGGACCGGCCACGGCUCGGCCUGGCCCGCCUGGGCCGCGCGGACCGGGGGAGCCACGGCCCCGCGCGCCCGUCCCGCGCCCCGGGAGGGCCCGGCCCGACGGGCGGCGGCCGCUCACCUGAGGGCCCGGCUGGGACCGGGGCGCGGAGCGGAGGACAGAGCGUCCGAGCGGAAGCCCGCGGGGCGACGGCGCGCGCCACCGGCCUCAGCCCCUCGCUCCCCGAGCGUGUUUUCAAAUCGCCUCGUCCUCACGCGGCCGCGUCUCCUUCCGCCGCCCGGAAACCAGGGCCCCUCCCCCGCCGCGCCGCGCUCACGUGACCGCGGCCCGCAGCCGCGCGCAGCCGGGGAGGCGGGAGCGGGAGCGCGAGCGCCAGGCCCCGCCCCCGGGAGGAGGGGGCCCGCCGGAAGCCCCCUGCGCUCGCGGAGGCCGGCGCGGGACGGAGCGCGGCCGCGGACCUGCGGGGCGGGCGAGGCGGGGCGGGGGCGGGGGCCGGAGGCGUCGCCCGGGUUCCCGCGGCGCGAGAGCGUGCCUCUGCUCCCCUCCGUGCUCCAUGGCUCCCCGGACCCGGUGCCACAUUCAGAGAACAGAAGUUGA